AGUCGUCUUAAUACGUGUGUGAACUUUGAAUAGUUCAGCAAAUCGAAGUCAUCAUCGGGACAAAGGAAAAAAAUAUUUGGAAGAGUCCACGACAUCCAUCCUUCUUUCUCUCAUUUCUGCUUCUGUCAGUUCAUGGACCGAAAGAAUCAUCGAGCCGGAGGAAUUGUCGGUAUCUCACCGGCAAGUGCCUCUGCCUCCACUUCUGCUGGUCCUGCUGGCACCGCUGGAAUUGGAGACGAUUCACAGGAUGAAGUGGUCGUCUGGAAAAGAGUUUUGGCUGACCUUCAGUCUUUGUCCGAGAUUAUGGAUGCCAGUGACAACAUCAUUGCAGCACUGGACAAGGUGCCCGAAGGACGCCUCAAUAGAUCUGUAUCUUUAUGUCAGGAAGCAGCAGAAAAGGCCCAAGAGGAAGGAGAAAUCAUUCAACGAGCAUUGGAGGGCGUUAAUUUUUUGAUGGCAUUGCGUGAUGGAGAUCUGACAAAUGUUGAUAACACUCCAGAAGGCAAGCGGAAAAAACGUAAGAUUGAAGCUGAGGGACUUAAUCCUAAUACGAAAAAGAUUCGAAGAUAUUCCUCUACGGAUCCGAAUGGAGUUAUACCUGUUGGCCAUCAGGUGGCAGCACGUACACCAAAGGAUAAGAACAAAGUGGAGGAAUGGAUUUUGGCAAGAGUCCUAUCAUACUCUGCAGAAAAGAACAAAUAUUUUGUUGAAGAUGAUGAAGCUGAUGACUAUGGCAAAAAAAUGACUUACUCUCUUAGCGCAAGGAGCGUAAUCAUGAUUGCAGACGAUCAAGACUCUGUUCCGGAAUUCCCGGCUGGACACACAGUUUUGGCGCUAUACCCUUCCACAACGUGUUUCUAUAAGGCUAUUGUUGUACAACCACCGUCCAAGAACAAGGAUCAUGCGACACCGCUUUACAGGAUCAAAUUUGAUGAUGAUGAGGGCAAUGAGCGCACAGCACCUCCAAGGAUGGUGCUUGAUAUGCCAAAGCUCAAGUAAUUUUUUGAAUUUAUUAGGGU
Molecule: messenger RNA, 1019 nt
Organism: Lobosporangium transversale
Lineage: Eukaryota; Fungi; Mortierellomycota; Mortierellomycetes; Mortierellales; Mortierellaceae
Product: SGF29 tudor-like domain-domain-containing protein
Exons: 8
Coding region: 133-999 (288 amino acids)
Cellular component (GO): SAGA complex
Source: RefSeq, a predicted model, not a curated record